AAUAACAGAAUUCCGAGAUUUUUACAAAAGUAAAAUAGGAAACGCUUUUCAACAACCAUGAAAAAAAAGAUGUCCAAAUAAUAAACAUUUAGAUUACUAAAAUUCAACUUCGAUGUACUUUAUAACAAAUCUUAAAAAGAAAAAGUAGAGAAAUAAAAAAAUUGAUUUUUUAUUAAAAUUAUCAUGAGAGUUCAAAUAUAUAUUUUAUAAAAAUUUACACACUUGUUAAUAUCUAAAUUAAAUUCGAUAAAUAUAUUACGUACUCACGUAAAAUAUAGUUCUGAUAUGCAUCUAGCAUCAGCUAAUGCAACGAAAUUUGUGUAAUAUGACGAAAUUAACGACGCCGGAAAUCUAGUUACAAUAACAUUCAUCUGUUGGUAGCAAAAGUUGCCAAAAAACUUUCCAAAACGUUACCAAACUACGUCAGUAUCAAUCAUUGAGAUCCAAUGGGAAUACAUAAAUACUAACAUCGAAUGUAUGACACUGGUUCCGAUUUGAAAAUUUCCACUAGUUUCUCCAACCAGGAAGGAUAAGAAAAGCUGAAAAGAAAAAAACUUAAGAAGACCAAGAAACAAAUUAGUUGGGGCGUUGACAUAAUAAUUGAACAAUGAAUCAAUGAUAUGCAUCUUUCUUCACGAACUUGAGGUAAAAAAUAAGAAAAUGAAUCGUUGACAUUUGAUGCACGUUCUUACACGAUUGCGAUAGAUUGACGCAGACAUGCCUCCAUGAUUACUGAGUCUGAGCUGCAAGCGAAACAUAUAGAAAAUCUGGUAAUAACCCAUACUCUAUAUAAAGGCAUGCGCAUGUUAUGAAGAAUCAUAAACCAAAACAAAAAGGAAAAAAAAACGUUCAAGAAGCAAGCAAAAUACGAAUGACAUCUUCUCCAGGGAUGGGGCAUUCAGCCCAUCUCGUUUAUGCUCUUGGUUUUGUUAUCAUGGCAACAAUGGUUGCUGCUUCUUAUGAGCCCUACACAUAUAGCUCUCCACCACCACCAUCACCAGUGUACAAUUCUCCUGCACCAAAGGUUGAUUACAAAUCACCACCACCUCCUUAUGUAUACACCUCUCCACCAUCUCCACCGCAUUAUUCGCCAUCUCCUAAAGUAGAUUAUAAGUCUCCACCACCACCACCUUAUGUUUACAGUUCUCCACCACCACCAUACUAUGCACCUUCUCCGAAGGUAGACUACAAAUCUCCACCACCUCCUUAUGUAUACAACUCUCCACCACCACCAUCUUAUUCACCUUCUCCUAAAGUUGAUUAUAAAUCUCCACCACCUCCUUAUGUCUAUAGCUCUCCACCACCACCCCCAUACGUCUACAACUCACCACCACCACCGCCGUAUUACUCACCUUCUCCGAAAGUAGAUUACAAAUCUCCUCCACCUCCUUAUGUUUACAACUCUCCACCACUACCAUACUAUUCACCUUCUCCCAAAGUAGACUACAAAUCUCCACCACCACCCCCAUAUGUUUACAACUCACCACCACCACCACCGUACUACUCUCCUUCUCCAAAAGUAAAUUACAAGUCUCCUCCACCACCGUAUGUAUACAAUUCACCACCACCACCAUACUAUUCACCUUCUCCAAAGCCCACAUACAAAUCUCCACCACCUCCAUACAUUUAUAAUUCUCCACCACCACCAUAUUACUCACCUUCUCCAAAGAUUCACUACAAGAAAACACGUUUGUUGCAAGGGAAAAAACUGUCGCAAUUCUCUUGCAAAUCGCGCUUUGCAAGGAAAUUGCGAGGAAAACAUAUUCCUCGCAAAUCCAUUCUCGCAAAUUUGCGACGGAAAAUGUUUCCUCGCAAAUUUGCGACGGAAAAUGUAUCCUCGCAAAUUUGCGAUGAAAAAUGAUUUCUCGCAAAUUUGCGAUAGAUUUAAGAAACGCAGUUUCCUUGCAAUUUCUUGAAAAAUAUUUUUAAAAAAAAUUAUGAAAUUGAAAAAUAAAAUAAAUAUAUAGCAUAUAUAUAACUAACAAAUAAUUUCACUCUUACCGAAAAAUAUAUUAAUUGUAUAUAUAUGUGAAUAUGUGUACAUAAGAGAAUAUAUUAUGAAUAUUAUAAAUUUACAAAUACAUAUUCCUAUAUAUUAAACCGGUUUACAACUUUUUUUUUAUUUCUUUUUUUGUUGGCACCUCACACCUACCUGUUUACAACUUAACCUAAUUUAAAAAAAAAAAGAAAAAAAAAACUAAUAAAAAAAAAAAAAAAAGACGCCGGCCGAUGUCCUUCCCAUGUUUCUAUCCUUGCUUCUUCUUCAUCACCGGCAAGAGUCACGAACGACGGCGAAAACUACAGAUUUCAGGGACUUGGUCAGAGGCGGUGAGUGAGGAAAGGCGGGAGAAUUCGGUGAAGAAGAUCGAGCUUCAGAUUUGGGAGGCGUUCACGAAUUUGGCAGUACAUCAAAGGAGGAGAUCUGGAUUCGUACAUGAGGAAGGGAGGCGUGAAAAAGAAGAUGAACGGUUAUAGGCUCGUGAAGGAUGAGAGAUAAGAAGAAAUUGUAGACUAGAUUAUGAGAUGCUAAGGAAAUAAAGAAGAAGAAUUGCAGAUGAGGAAGAGUUAAGCAAGAAGAAGUGUUAAGGAGGAGACUACGGGACGUGAAAGGAGGAGAGCAGAAGAUUAAAAAAAAGCAUCUGGACCAUUGAUUCAAAAUUAAUCAAUGGACACAGAUUACAAUCCUUGCAUUUAGAUAUUCCACCAAUGAGGAGGAGAGGCGGAGAUUGAAACGAAACAACAUCUGAACCAUUGAUUCAAGUUUAAUCAAUGGUCAUAGAUUGCAUCUAUGCAUUGACCAAUGAGAGUUUUACUUUUAAAAAAUUUAAAACAUUUUAGUUAAUGGUAGAUAAUUUAGUGGAUGUGUUUGAUUAUAUUUUGGCUUUAUAAACUAGUUUAUUAAUAUGUUUAACA
Molecule: messenger RNA, 2913 nt
Organism: Brassica napus (rape)
Lineage: Eukaryota; Viridiplantae; Streptophyta; Magnoliopsida; Brassicales; Brassicaceae
Product: extensin-2-like
Exons: 1
Coding region: 809-1861 (350 amino acids)
Biological process (GO): plant-type cell wall organization
Molecular function (GO): structural constituent of cell wall
Source: RefSeq, a predicted model, not a curated record